Messenger RNA from Puntigrus tetrazona (Sumatra barb), 669 nucleotides. RefSeq names its product gastrula zinc finger protein XlCGF49.1-like. The coding region runs from base 94 to 669 and encodes 191 amino acids. Gene Ontology annotation, molecular function: RNA polymerase II cis-regulatory region sequence-specific DNA binding; DNA-binding transcription factor activity, RNA polymerase II-specific. Gene Ontology annotation, biological process: regulation of DNA-templated transcription. NCBI's taxonomy places the organism in Eukaryota, Metazoa, Chordata, Actinopteri, Cypriniformes, Cyprinidae. The transcript has 2 exons. The record is from RefSeq and is a predicted model, not a curated record.
UAUUAUUAAUUCUAUCUUAAACAGGACAAAGUGUAGAAACACAGAAUAAAGCUCCUGAAGCGACUGAGAUCCACGUGACACACACUUAUAAAGAUGGCGUUUAUUAAAGAGGAGAGUGAAGACGUGAACAUUGAAGAAACAUUCAGAGCUGAACGUGAAGAUGCUGAGAAACAAACAGACUUGAUAGCACUGAAAGAAGAGAGUCAAGAACCUCAAGAGAAGGAUCGAAAUGAAAAACAGCAUGAUCUCAAAACGGAAGAAGAAUCGAUUAGUUGCUCACCAACUGGAAAGACUUCCUCACCAAAAAAAGCUCAAACUACACCGAGUACAAACCUUCAUUGCUACAGUAGAGUUCAGAGUUACACCUGCGAAAAAUGUGGACAAAUUUUCAAUCAGAAAGGAAGCCUUGCAAUGCACAUGAAAUUUCACCUUGAAAAGAAACCUUCAAUAUGCCCUCAGUGUGGAAAGAGUUUUACAAGGAAACAAUAUCUUAAUGUCCAUAUGAGAGUUCACACUAGAGAGAGACCUUGCACCUGCAAACUGUGUGGAAAGAGUUUCUCGAAAGAAUAUUUUAAGGUUCACAUGAAAAUUCACACUGAAAAGAAACCUUCAAUAUGCUCUCAGUGUGGAAAGAGUUUUACAGAGAAAAAAUCCUUAAAACCUACAUGA